Molecule: messenger RNA, 5631 nt
Organism: Eurytemora carolleeae
Lineage: Eukaryota; Metazoa; Arthropoda; Copepoda; Calanoida; Temoridae
Product: telomerase-binding protein EST1A
Exons: 11
Coding region: 26-4768 (1580 amino acids)
Biological process (GO): nuclear-transcribed mRNA catabolic process, nonsense-mediated decay
Cellular component (GO): telomerase holoenzyme complex
Molecular function (GO): telomerase RNA binding; protein binding; telomeric repeat DNA binding
Source: RefSeq, a predicted model, not a curated record
UCGUUUUAAACUUCAGAUUUUAACAAUGGCUUCAAAUCCGAGUAUUGCAAAUGAAGCAGAGGAAAUGAGAAGAGAAGAGGAACGAAGAAAAAGACCGGAUGUGCAAAGAUACAAACCCGGAGCAUUUAACCGGAAACCAGAACCACUCUUUCCGGAGGGAAGUUUCAAACCCGAGAUAAGAACUGUUGGAAUAGUGUCAGAAAGGAACAAAGAGAACAGGAGAGGGGGGCAAGGAGUAACAGAGCAAACUGGAAAUAAAGAUAAAGGAAGGAAACCAGAGAAAGAACAUUUUGUCUCCAAGAAGGUUCAGGAGAAGGUAGUGCACGAAAGUAAAGAUGGAGUGAAGAGUGGGAGCAGGGUUGAAGAGAAUUCUAUCAUCCAGGAUACAGGAGGAGGAACGAACACCCGGAAAAGGAAGAAUAAGAAGAAUAAAAGUAAGGACAAGGAUAAAACUAUCAUUACUGUUGCUGCUAGCGAAGAGAACGUUGUUACCAAACCUACUCCUCUACUAAACGGAGAUGAUCAUAAACCAGCACAAGUAAAGAAACCAGAGAAAAGUCAACACGACGAUAUACCGACUAGAAGUCACUAUUCAGGGGCAGCACAAAGAAAUAACGGGAGAAAAGAUCGAGAUAAAAUAACCCCUAAACCUGAUAAUCAGGACGGGAAAGAUCGAGUGAAACAGAACCCCAAAUCUGACAAUCAUGACAUGAAAGAUCGAGAUAAGAAAAACCCUAAACCUGAUAAACAGGACGGGAAAAAUCAAGAGAAACAGAACCCUAAAUCUGAAAACCAGGAUGGGAAAGAUCAUGUGUUUCGUGUCCCCGAUCCAGUAUCUAGAAACUACCAAGAGAAAAGAUCAGACCGAAGAGGACACGUCUCAGAUAGAAGAGAUUACAAACCAUCCCGAGAUGAUCGGGGACUCGAUUUGUAUGAUCAAAGACAGGGUAAACGUGAGAUGAAUCCUGAAUUAGGAGAAAGGUUGGAGAGCUGGGGAAGAGGCGGAGGUAGAAACGAGAACGGGUUCCAAAGAUCAGACAGAGGAGGAGAUUACUGUUCUCACAGAGGGUUUAGUGGAUCAGAACGGAGAUCGGAUCGAGAUCUCCGAGGAUCUGGACAUGGGAUGAGAGGAGCAGAUAGAAACCGGUUUAACCGUGACGUUCCUCAGGGACGGAGUCAAGGCAUGGAUUACAAUCUAAGAGGAGACUCUGAACCUAAAGAGAAUGGAAGAACAUCCUGGAAACAAGAUCAAUUUUCCCGAGGUGGCAGGCGGGGAGGUUCCCGAGGGAGUUCUCCUCAACGUGGAGGUAGAGGUCGCUGGUCCCGUGGUAGUUCACCUUCCCGGAGUAGCAGAGGAAACUCUCCAAUUAGAGCGAACUCCCGUCCAGAUUCAAGAAGGACUUCUCCGAGUUUUCAGCACAGCAGAACUAACUCUCCGGUCAGACAUACCAGAGUUUUCAGGAAAAAUAAUUCUCCUCCGUCCCAAAGAUCUACUGUAUCCCGGACUCCAAGUCCACGGAGCCGAAGGAACCAGGAUACUAGAGAUCUAGAUGGAUAUACCAGGGACCAGAGAAGGAGAGAUGAGGGAUUGUGGGAUCCGCAAGGUAAACCUCCUUCUGGUCGUGUCAAGUCAGCUCCUGUAAAAACCAGUCUCCCUCCGAGAUUCCAAAAGACUAAAGAGCGGAAAAUAUCCCGACGACUGGAGACUGAGACCUGUCAUAUGUCGGACUGGUCUGUAGAGAUGGAGGAGGAGGAUGAGAGGAAAUCUCAGCUGGGUUUAUCUCCUCCCUCCGGUCCAGGGAUUAUCAGAAUAUCUGAACCCCAGACCGGUUCUGCUCUUGAACUCCGGGCACAACCGAUCAGACCAGGAACCUACUCCGCUCCGUUCCAUCCGUCCUGGAACCAGACCUUGCCUGCAAAUAUGAGUGCUGAGAAAGAGAAGUUUUUGUUUGACCCAAGUAAUCCUAUGAAACCUAUAAGGAUGCAGGAUAUGUCGGCUCGAGACAGGUUGGAUAACUCGUAUCCUGACUUCUCCUGUCCUACUAAUCCUAACAUGAGAUUUCCAAUGGGAGUUUCCAGGUUUAAUCCUCCGCCGCAGAUGUAUCCUCCAAACAUGAUCCCUAUGCAUCCUGGACCUGGAGCUGGAUACCAACCACCGUUUCCUCAACCUAUAAUGCCGACGUCUGGUGUCGCGUUUCAUCCUGCGUUCCAUGGUCCUGAUUGGUUUAACGUGUUUGACUCUAAUAUCUACGGAAGCGGGAAGAUCGAUAUAAAUAUAAUUGUGAGGAUAGUGUCAGCAGAUAAGAAGCUCCGCCAUCUAGUCCAAGGAGGUCCAGCCGUCAUCUGUAAUCGUUGGGAUCAAGAGGUUCGGGAGAUCAGACAUGAAAUCAUGAAAGCAGCGCGGCUUCUUCUUCAAACUGAUCUAUACUUCGUGUGUGAGAAGGAGGUGGAUGCGUAUAUCUGGAAGAGUGUUUACUAUCAGGUUAUUGAGAUGCUCAAGUUCUCAUUCUUCGAUACGGAGAAUACUACCCCGGAGACUAAACAGGUUCUUAAAUCCCAGCUCCUGAUCAUACUGGAGGAAGGGGUAGACUACUUUACUCAGCUACUCAAGGAUAUAGGAGAUCAGUAUCAUGUAGAUCUGGAUAGAUUCUAUGAUGUUCUGGAACCUAGAGAUCUAGACAAAACCGGGAGACUUGCAUUAAUAAUCUGCCAGAAACUGCUGCUGUAUCUGGGUGACCUUGCGCGCUACAAGGAGCAGGUCAACUCGACCUCAAACUACGGAAGGGCGAGACAAUACUAUCAGAAGGCGAACCAUCUGGAUAUGCGGAACGGACGCCCUUUUAAUAUGCUCGCCAUCCUCGCUAAACUUUCAAAUAGGAAGUUUGAGGCAGUUUACUACAAUAUAAGGUGCUUGAUGUCCCGAAACCCGUUCACCCCAUCGAGCAAAGAAGGGCUCAGUGUCAUCUUCGAUGAGAUGAAGAGAAGGUGGGAGCUGGGGGAGAAGCAGAAGCUGGACAAGAAGGUCGAGGAGAGCGAUAAAACAAACGGUUCUUUGCUGAUCAAAGGGAGCCGGGUUAGAAGAGAGAUAUGGAUCCGAGGUGAAGCAGGACGGAGAUUACAUAGAACCACAUCAGCAACUGCAACCUCGGAGUCUCUAUCCUGUGAUCUUGAAAACCUCUCUAUUACUGAUUUAAACAAGAGAUUCAUAAACACCUUCCUCCAUCUCCAGGGUAUGCUUUUUACACAAAUCAACACAGAGGAUUUCUACCUUGCUUCGAAGAGUUUAAUCGAACAGUUUAGAAUACUGAUCGGGAAAACUCCGCUUCCUAUCUCCGUUGAUAGGUUGGUUCAGAUCAUGGCUCUCAAUAUGUACAGUAUUGAGAAGACGAAGAUUAGAGCAGGUUCAGAUUCUCCGUCCUACAGAUCCGUCAUGCAAACCAAGGCUUUGGAGCUGGCAGGAGAGAUGUUUUCCGUUCUACUAGAGAGAUGCAAUCUUUUGAUUGCCGGUGGAAACCCAGAGGAUAUCCUGGAUAUUCAGAGCACUCUACAACAGGAGAUAACUCCGCUCCUAGCAGCUGUCAAGGUCUGGUGUGACUGGUUGAUAGGAAACAAUGACACCUGGUAUCCUGUAGUAUCUGCCGAACCCUUCACACAACUAGCCCAGCUCGCGACCAGACUCGAAGCCAUUAAACCUACCGUAACCUCUGUUCUGGAGAAAUGUUUGUCUGAUGAGACCUGGAGAGCGCUGCCCCAGGCUCGACGUGAGGAGUUUGAUCUUAUUCGACUAGCAGAGGAUUCAAUCCUGUGUGAGUUCGAACCUUGGUUCCGUGGAUUAGACUGGAGUCUAUACCGACAGUUCAGUCCUAAAUCCGUAAACCAUCUGUGCAGACAGAAUGCUAAGCGUGUUGACCAGAUCCGUAUGUGCGCCGAGGUUCUAGAAGGAUUGGAUCCCCCUGUGCUCAAGUGGUCUGUUCCUGAUAACAGUCAUGUAUGUUUAGUAACAGACCGGGAGGAAUCUACUCAGGCCAGUGUUGCUCGAGAUAUGGCUGAAGCAAACCUUACCGCUCUCAUUGCUCGAGACGAGGAUAUACUUGAAGAAUGCUACAGUGAUAAAGAGAACGAGGAGCAGGAUGAACCAGUCAAUGAUGAGAUUGCUAAACUCAGGAUGCGAAAGGUUGAGUUGCAGAAGGUUCAGAGUGAGCAGGCAAGGAAAGCUCAGAAGGAGAUUCUGGAUCAGCAUGUAAGAACAACACUAGAGGUUCGACCAAAGAUCCUGGUUCCUGAUACCAACGCUUUUAUCGAUCAUCUUGACUUGAUUAAGCUGAUAACUGUUUCAGGAGAGUUCCAGCUUGUUAUUCCUAUUGUGGUGCUUGGAGAGUUGGAAGGUUUAUGUAAGAGCAAGGAUUACUCUGACCGACCGGAGCACGGAGCAAUGCUCCGAGAGAAUAGUAAACUUGCUCUCACCUGGAUUCGAUCUAAACCGAAAAACGUAAAAUGUGCAACUACCAAAGGGAGUAUUCUAAGCAGUCUUGGUGUAACAGUGGAGGAAGAUACACGGGAUGGAGAAACCAACGAUGACCGGAUACUCAUCUGUUGUCUCAACCUCGACUCAUCCCCCCAGCCACGGACUGAGGACGGGAUGAAAACUGUUUUCAGGAAUACUAUUCUACUUACAGAUGACAGAAACCUCAAACUGAAAGCACACAUACAAGACUGCGCUGUGAGCAAAGUUGGUGAUUUUGUCUCCUGGAUAUCUGAUAAACAAUGAGCUAAAAUCCAACUUAGAGUGAACUACGAUCCAACCUAGAGGAACCUAAAAUCCAACCUAGGGUGAACUACGAUCCAACCUAGAGGAACCUAAGAUCCAACUUAGAGUGAACUACGAUCCAACCUAGAGAAACGUAACAUCCAACCUAGGGUGAACUACGGUCCAACCUAGAGGAACCUAACAUCCAACCUAGGGUGAACUACGAUCCAACCUAGAGGAACCUAACAUCCACCAUAGGGUGAACUACGAUCCAACCUAGAGGAACCUAACAUCCAACUUAGGGUGAACUACGAUCCAACCUAGAGGAACCUAAGAUCCAACCUAGAGUGAACUACGAUCCAACCUAGAGGAACCUAAGAUCCACCCUAGGGUGAACUACGAUCCAACCUAGAGGAGCCUAACAUCCACCCUAGAGUGAACUACGGUCCAAAAAAAAUUGAGAUCGGAUCAAACCUAGACAGAUCAAAUUUCCAACCUAUAUUGAUCUACGAUCCAACCUAGACGGACCUAAGAUCUAAUCUAGAGGAACCUAAUAUCUAAUCUAGAGGAACCUAAGAUACAACCUAGAGGAACCUAAGAUUCAACCUAGAGGGACCUAAGAUUCAACCUAGACAGAUCAGAUCAACCAUUUAGCAGACCCUGCGUUUGAUUUUUAAGUUAGGAUCGGAUAAUCCUUAGAACGGAUCCGUCCUAGCCUAGCUCCUAAACUAAAGAUAUAACUUCUUGUGAGAUUAUUAACUUAAGAACUGAAGUAAACUAACCUCACAUACUUCUCUUGACAGGAUUGUGAUGCAAAAUUUUAUUUUUAUUUUUGUUAUUUGUUCUCUUCUGUUACCAGUGAAAUACAUUCAUUAAUAUCAUAA